UGUGAGUAGUAGCAGAACUGGCACUCCGCCAGAGAGUAGGUCUGCUUCUGUCAGAUGCCUUACUUCUAGGACAACGAGAAGGAAAAAAAAAAAUAAAAGAAAAAAAUAAAAACUAAAAAGAAAGAAAAAAGAAAAGCAUAAAAUGGAUGUGGUAACAUUUGGUGUUAUAAUCGCCAUAAUCGUGCUUUUCCUCGUCAUCGUAUGUUUCAUCACCAUUGAGGGCACUUGCAAACGCCGUUAACAUUUAUCAUAUAUAAUUAAGAAUAUAUCUCAAAAUUCUUGCUUUACAAGGGUUGGGUCUUGUUAAGCAGUCUCUGAAAAUGGCGUUUUCCAACAUAAAGAUUGUCGUUUCUGUGUUUCUUGUUGUGGGUUUGGGUUUUGGGGUGCUUUUGGAUCUGACGUCUGGUUCUGGGUUCUGUUCCUCUGCGGUCCAUCACUCCCAUGGAAGUAGUCACCACUGCGAUCAUGGACACGACCAUCAUCAUCAUCACCAUCACCAUGAAAAGGAGAGCCUGGGAGAGUCUAAGCUUCCAGAGGAGUUGGCUGAAGAGGAGGAUAUGAAGUUGUACGGAUUUGGGUCCCACAACCACGGCCACGACCAUGAACAUGAACAUUUUGGAGUUCUACAGCUUACGGGUCCUGGUCUUUGGAUCCUUGCAUUGGGAUGCUCCCUUUUGGUGAGCAUGGCUUCUCUUAUCUGCCUAAUUAUCUUGCCCGUAAUGUUUGUCCAAGGGAAACCCUCCAAGACAGUUGUUGAUUCAUUGGCUUUAUUUGGGGCAGGAGCAAUGCUGGGAGAUGCUUUUCUUCAUCAGUUACCACAUGCCUUUGGGGGCGGACACUCGCACUCACGUGAUCAUCAUGCAGAUCAUGAUCAUGAUCACGACCAUGACCAUGGACACGCACAUUCUUUGGCAGAUCUUUCUGUCGGAUUGUCCAUCCUAGCUGGGAUUGUACUCUUUCUUCUAGUGGAGAAGGUAGUGAGGUAUGUAGAAGAUAAUUCUGGAGGAAGUAAUGCAUGGAGUCACGGUCACCACCACCACCAUCAUAAGAAAAGUAAGAAGUUGAAGGAUGAUGAUGACUCUUCUGAUGACGCGCAGUCAAAUUCGUCCAACGGAAAAGAUGUAAAGGUAUCGGAGAAUUCAUCUGAAGGUAAAGUGACAGAUGAAGUGUUGCUUGAUUCAUCAGAGGAGGCUACUCAACGGGAAUCCAAUAUUCGGAAGAGACACACUACCGCUGAUGGGGAGGAUGAUAAAAAAGAUGUAAAUACUGCUAAAUUCUCCUCUGCUGAUAUCAGUGCUUCAAAGGAAGAACAUGCUCACCCUCCAACCAAUCUUGUCUUCGGUUAUCUCAAUCUCUUCUCAGAUGGAGUUCACAAUUUUACUGAUGGGAUGGCUUUGGGAAGUGCUUUCUUGCUUUAUGGUUCAGUUGGCGGAUGGUCUAGAACCCUUUUCUUGCUUGCUCAUGAGCUUCCUCAAGAGGUUGGCGAUUUUGGUAUUUUAGUAAGAUCUGGAUUUAGUGUAUCAAAAGCCCUAUUCUUUAACUUCCUUUCAGCUCUAGUUGCGCUAGCAGGAACUGCCAUGGCUCUGCUAUGGGGACAAGAUCCGGGGCAAUCAUCUUUAAUUGAGGGAUUUACGGCUGGUGGAUUUAUCUACAUUGCAGUUGCUGGCGUGCUUGCUGAGAUGAAUAGCAGUGUUUGAGGGACUAUUUUGCGAGGGCUAUAAUUGGGGAAUUAAAUAGUUGAAGAGAGAAUUCAGCAAUAAAAGGGGAAAAAAAGUUGAGGAGAGAGAAGGAUUACAGCAGAAUCUCUGGGUCCAGAACACAAUGAGUGGUUUGCAAUCACGGACAAAUAUCUAGGUUUUUCUUUUUGUUCUCUUUGUUUGUCAUCUCUUUCAAAAUUGUCUUAUUCUUUUUUCUUUGUUCCCUUUUCUUUGGGGGAAGGAAAAUUGUCCACUUCUAUUCCUUUUGGUUCAUUGAAAAAAUGAUCCCGAGCUUUAUGUCAAACCCCAUUUUGAUCCU
Messenger RNA from Morus notabilis, 2016 nucleotides. Its product is annotated as IAA-alanine resistance protein 1. The transcript is spliced from 12 exons. The record is from RefSeq and is a predicted model, not a curated record. Gene Ontology annotation, biological process: zinc ion transmembrane transport; intracellular zinc ion homeostasis. Gene Ontology annotation, cellular component: membrane. Gene Ontology annotation, molecular function: zinc ion transmembrane transporter activity. The coding region runs from base 321 to 1697 and encodes 458 amino acids. Lineage: Eukaryota; Viridiplantae; Streptophyta; Magnoliopsida; Rosales; Moraceae.